AUGUCGGUCACCGAAGACCCCAAAGUUGAUCCCAUGUCGCCCACCUCCGACUCCAACCUGCCUUCGCAGUCCACAACCAUUGCCGUGCCGUCGUCAGAAACCCAGGAGCUUCCUAGUGCCGCCCCUCAUCCCGAUAACGCCCAGGCCGAGAGCCAAGAGUCCAGUUCGGUGGAUGCGAAGCCCACAGACAAUAAUGAGGACAAUACGUCAGCACCCGUUCCCAAGCAGGACCCUGUAGAUGCGGCUCCAUCUGCAAGCGCAUCUCCUGAACAACACGAUGAGGCGAAGGCUCCGGCAGCUGGCUCCGAGCCAUCGUCCCAGGGAUCAGAUGAGGCUGCCAAAGAGGAGGACACAGGCCCAUCCUUAGUGAUCACCCUGCUCUUGAUAACAGGCUCCCGACACCCGUUCAAGAUCGAUGGAAAGUAUCUACGGAAACGGUCGGUCAAUGUAGAGAAUUACGAUCCCUUCGCCAUGAGUGUAUACACGUUGAAGGAAUUGAUCUGGCGGGAAUGGCGCCAAGACUGGGAGCCGCGGCCAUCAUCGCCCAGCUCCAUCCGACUCAUCUCAUUCGGCAAGCUGCUUGAUGACAAAGCCCCGUUAUCAGACUCCAAGUUCAGCCGGGACGCUCCCAAUGUGGUUCACAUGACUGUGAAGCCCCAGGAGAUCGUUGACGAAGAAGACGCCAAGUCCAAACCCCAGUACACCCGGGAGCGGGAGACCAGUGAGCGUAGCCCUGGCUGUCGCUGCAUCAUCCAAUAA
Messenger RNA from Aspergillus luchuensis, 759 nucleotides. RefSeq lists its product as uncharacterized. The transcript is spliced from 3 exons. The coding region runs from base 1 to 759 and encodes 252 amino acids. The record is from RefSeq and is a predicted model, not a curated record. NCBI's taxonomy places the organism in Eukaryota, Fungi, Ascomycota, Eurotiomycetes, Eurotiales, Aspergillaceae.